Messenger RNA from Diabrotica virgifera virgifera (western corn rootworm), 825 nucleotides. Its product is annotated as putative ankyrin repeat protein RBE_0317. The transcript is spliced from 2 exons. Lineage: Eukaryota; Metazoa; Arthropoda; Insecta; Coleoptera; Chrysomelidae. Gene Ontology annotation, molecular function: RNA binding; RNA nuclease activity; protein binding. The record is from RefSeq and is a predicted model, not a curated record. The coding region runs from base 1 to 825 and encodes 274 amino acids. Gene Ontology annotation, biological process: RNA processing.
AUGACUGUUAACAAAGUUGGAUUUACACCGCUUCAAUAUGCUUGUCAGUCUGACGCUCUUGAUAUACUUGAAUACUUCGAACAAAGGGAAUUACUUUGUGUGAAUAGUUAUUCACUUGUGUCUUCGAAUAAACCACCAAAAACUGUGAAAAUAUUAAAUGAUUUGGAUCAACAGACUGAAAGCUUAUUACUGAAAAAUAAAUAUUUGAACUUAAGCAUUGUACUAAAAGACGGAGAAAGUCUGAUACACAGAGCUGCUGCACGAAAUGCUGUAAAUGUAUUAAAUUGUCUAAUUAAUAAAUAUAAAUUAAAUCCAAAACUAGUUGACAAAUACGGAUAUACAUCCCUUCAUUCAGCAGCUUAUGCUAAUUCUCUGGAAGCUUUCAAAUAUUUAUUAGAGACUGUGCAAUUGGACGUUAACGACUGCAGCAACAAAGGUAAUUCUGUUCUACACUGCGCAGCAGGUGGAAAUGCUGUAAAAAUAAUCAAGUAUCUAUAUUCAAAAGAUGAAUACAAACAUCUCUUUGAACAAAAAAAUAACGAUGGUAAAACAGUCAUCCAUAUUGCAGCAGUUGGAAAUGCUGCAGAUGCGUUAACAUUUUUAAUAUUCACUUGUGAAUUACUUUGUGAUGUUCCUGACAAAUAUGGCAAUACUCCUGUCCAUGAUGCACGCCUUAAGUCCUUAUCGUACAAGAUAUACUACGUUGGGAAGACAGAAAAGACGAGAGUGGAAUUAACACGUGACGAAAUUGGACAGCGACAGAAUAGCCCGUAUAACCAAGGAUUCGAAGCCAACAGGCAAGAGACCAAUAUCAAGGCCCAUUAA